Closterium sp. NIES-67 is the source of this 2231-nucleotide messenger RNA. Lineage: Eukaryota; Viridiplantae; Streptophyta; Zygnematophyceae; Desmidiales; Closteriaceae. The record is from the annotation of a GenBank genome assembly.
ACGUUCGGAGUCCAGCCUCCCGUUCGUCAAGAUUUUCUCGCCAUGCAGCACCACGGGUUCGCCCUUCGCCUCGCCUCGGCCUUCGGCCUCGUCGCAAUCAUCUUCGUAGCGACAUCGAGUGCCACUGACCCACAGCCGCUACUCGGAACGGUCGUCAGCUUUACCGGCGCAAAGGACGCCAGCGCGACCGGGGGCGGCGAGCCCAUCGCGAUGUCCUUCAGCGCCGCGGCGCUCUGCAACGACGUGCCGCGCGACCUCCUCGUCGCCGCAGGGGCGGCGGGCGACAUCAGCCUGAGCGUCGCAUGGAACGCGUCGCCAGACGUCGUUGUCGUCAGCACUGGCGAUAGUAGUACGUCUCAGCAGGCCGUUACUGGCAACACUGCGCCACUUGUCACCAGCAGCGGCAAUACGGAGCAAUCUGUUGCCGUCACGGGCAGCACGGAGCAAUUUGUUGCCGGCAGCGGUGACGCCCAGCAGAUUCUCGCCGGCAGCAGCGGCGGUACUCAGCAAACCCUUACCGGCAAUACACUGCAGGUCAACGGCACCAGCGAUACUGAGCAAGUUCUGACCGGUGCUACUCAGCCAAUUCAUAUCAGCAAUACUCAGCAAAAUCUUUCUGGCAGCGGCGGUACUCUGCAAGUCACCGGCAUCGGCAAUUCUGAGCAAGUUCUGACCGGUGCUACUCAGCCAAUUCAUAUCAGCAAUACUCAGCAAAAUCUUUCUGGCAGCGGCGGUACGCUGCAUGUCACCGGCACCGGCAAUACUGAGCAAGUUCUGACCAGUGCUACUCAGCCAUUUCAUAUCAGCAAUACUCAGCAAACUAUUUCUGGCAGCGGCGGUACUCUGCAAGUCACCGGCAUCGGCAAUUCUGAGCAAGUUCUGACCGGUGCUACUCAGCCAAUUCAUAUCAGCAAUACUCAGCAAAAUCUUUCUGGCAGCGGCGGUACGCUGCAUGUCACCGGCACCGGCAAUACUGAGCAAGUUCUGACCAGUGCUACUCAGCCAUUUCAUAUCAGCAAUACUCAGCAAAAUCUUUCUGGCAGCGGCGGUAUGCUGCAACUCUCUGGCACAGGCAAUACUCAGGAAAUGCUUACGGGUGGUACUCAGCAAAUCACCGACACCGGCAAUACUGUGGAAAUGCUUACGGGUGGUACUCAACAAAUCGCUGGUGGCGCCAGUGGUACUGUGCAGCUUCACGCCAGCAAUGGCACUCAGCAAACUCUCACCGGCAGCAGCGGUGCUCAGGAGAUUCUCACCAGUGGCGGCACCGGGCAAUUUCUACCAAGCAGCAGCAGUACAGAGCAGAUUCUUCCUGGCAGUGGCACUCAGCAGAUUCUCACUGGCAGCGGCACUCAGCAAAUUCUCACUUCCAGUGGCAAUGAGCAGAUUCUUACGGGGGGCGGCAAUACAGAGCAACUUCUUACUGGCAACAGCGUUAGUGAGAAAGUUCUAGCUGGCAGCAACGAUACUCAGCAGCAGCAGCAGCAGCAGCAGCAGCAAGCUGCGGCCGCCAUGAGUGCAUGCAGGAGUCUCUCCUUUUACUCCGACCUGGGCUGCAGGGGAAGCCCCAGCCUCACGCUCGCGCGCCCCUUGAGUGUCGGCGGCGCCUACCCUGCCACGGAACGGGCUUUCACUGCCUCCGAGUUGCCGGGUUCAGUCAAGUGCGAAAUCAGCACCGGCGUGUGCGACAACACAAAUUGCGGAGCAGCUGACUGCGCUGUGAAGGCUGAUGGCACUCCCGAGUGCGUGUGCAAGGAGAGCCUUGUCUUCAACGCUCAAGACAAGACAUGCAAUGCCCCAGACCCUUCUGUCUCCGCUCCCCUCCCUGCCUCCGUGCAAGCCCCAGACCCCUGUGCAUCAGUGCAGUGCCCGCAGAAUGCGCAGUGCAGAGUGAAGGACGGGAGGGGGGUUUGUGACUGCGAUGCUGGCUACACCAAGAGGAACGGCCUUUGCACUGCGCUUUGCAAGCCUGCAUGCCCCACCAAUGCAAGGUGUGUGGUGGUCCAAGCCAAGCCUGCCUGUUUGUGCAAGAAGGGUUACAGGAUGAAGAGGAACAAAUGCACGCGUUGAGCAUGGGUGAGGGAAUUUCCAAGCUUUGAGCAAGGGGUGGGUGAUUUGUUAAGCUACAAUGAGCAUAUAGGGGGUUUCUUUUGUCAUCCUUUCUCUUCAACAAACUGCAAUUACAUGCCUGACUCUUGAGUAACCAUAAGCCAUAUCUCAUGGUAUUCUCG